This is a messenger RNA of Fomitopsis serialis, 2146 nucleotides long. RefSeq lists its product as uncharacterized. The transcript is spliced from 5 exons. The coding region runs from base 265 to 2109 and encodes 614 amino acids. NCBI's taxonomy places the organism in Eukaryota, Fungi, Basidiomycota, Agaricomycetes, Polyporales, Fomitopsidaceae. The record is from RefSeq and is a predicted model, not a curated record.
CGUCCUCCCCUCCGUCCACUGCCCGCGCGCCGGUUACGUUCUCGCUUUCUCACCGCCUCCCUCUCAUGGCGUGACCUCGGGGCUACGGUAUCGCUAGACGCCUUCCUUGCGCCUAAUAUCGGAGGCAUUCCUACUCGUGUCUUAGGCAUCGUACCCAACCCACUCCAGUCGGACUCGAACAAUAUACCGCUGCUCAUCUCAUAUCACAACGCUAUCUUGCUCUGCCGCACUUGCUCGAAAUUGGAACUUGGUUGAUCAGACGGUAUGUCGCGUUUCGGGCCUGUGCACGAGGAGGAGGAUGAGAUCUUGGAUGGGGAAUAUGGAGAGACUUUCGUGGUGCGCAGAGAGGAGGACGAAGGGGAGGAUCCACCCUCUGAGUCUCCCCGGACUGCAUUGUUGUCUGGCAUAGAACAAAGCCGAGACAGCGUGAGUCUUGCGGAGCGGAACAGCCUGAGGCGACCCAGUAGGAGAGAGCGCGAUCGUCGCCGCAGUAGCACGUAUCGCGAGCUUCUCAAGCUGCUCGUUAGCGAAGACAUGGAGGUCAAGCAAUCUCGCAGGACUCUCGAGACCGCACUUGAAAGGCUUCAAGGCGAGACCCAACGUGCCCAGCUCGCUGAGCAGCGAGCCCUCGACCUGGCUGCACGGUUCAAGCAAGUGAACGACGCGAGGAUCAUUGCACAACGCGACGCAGACCGCUUGGCACAGGAGUUGCGACUGUACAGGGACCAACUGGACGUGGCGCAGAAGGAGCUGCUCAAGGGUGAAGAUCUCAUGAAGGAUCUAGAGGCCCAGAGAGAUGAUGCAGAGGCUGUCGCAGCUCGGGCACGAUCUACCGCGAGACGCUUGAGGGAACAGCAAUUGGUGACGCGGGCGCGAGAGGACGGGAGGCGCAUGGGCUACCAAGAAGGGUUGCAAAGAGGGUACGAAGAGGUGGGUAUGACACCCCCACCUCGUCUGGAUGCCCGUCUGCCUUCGGGUAGUAGAAUGGAAGGGGACAUGGACGACGAUGGCGACGAGACUGGGCGUGUUACGCCUUCAAGACAGUAUACGUCCGGUGUAUUGAACUUGCCCUCUCCCCCAACCGGUGCGAUCCCUCCGAAUCCACGGUCGGACGUAGAUACACUCGAUGAUCCUGGCCCUUCGCGCAGGCGACAUGCCGGAGACUACCCUGAUGCUGGUGUGCAAGGACAAUCUGGCCCCCAGUCAUGGCCGCCACCGCCGAACAUGGACGAGGAAGGCUUCACUCGACCAAUUCCAAUACGAACCGCGUCGCCGGCGCCACACCAUCCCAGCUACACUGUCCUACCAGACAACUACGUACCGUCCGUCGGCAGUGAUAACAACAUUUUACUUCCUCCACCUCAUGAAUUGUCCCGCCCCCCUCCGACUACUAGGCAAACGGACGAUACUAUGCGCGCGCCACCAACGUUGUCUCAAGGCGUAUCCCAAGAUUACGCCCACAGAAGACCUGCCUCUCCCAGAUCCAUGACGGAGUCGCUUCCGUCGACGACGAUGACCAUGUCCGACUUCGACCUUCUCAACGCACCUCGCACACGUCCAAGCGGCGGUCGAGAUCGUGGUCCCGUCCUCAGCGCGAUACCUGAGGCUGAGUUCAGCCCUCCUGCAUCUGAUGCUCGCGCGAGAGGCGGCACAAUGCCUGAACCUAUCACCUUCCCUGCACCGUCAUCGAGGCCUGGGUCUGGUUACUUGGGUAGCGACGCUGGAAGGCGUCCAGGGUCGCGGAGCUCGAGACGCGAUGACGUGUCUGCUGCUGGUAGUUCUCGGAGGAGAAACCCACCUAUCCAAGAUGAGCCGCCGGAGAACGUGAGGCACUCGAAUGCAAGUGUUGCAGAUUGGCUCGAGAAGCAAGCAUCCCCAGAGAGUCAUCCACGGGCUUCUCCCACCCCCGCUCAGCAUACCCGCUACCAACCAUACGUGACGGACGUGACGGAGGAAGAGAGGCUUCCUUCGCCUUAUGAGAGACCUCCUUCCUCAGCUACUGGGUCUGCGACGCGACACCACAGGUCCAGUCAUAGAAGAGGACACUCUUCGGACGAGUCGAUUGUGAUCAGCAUUCAGCUUCCAGUACGUCUUCAUCCGUUGUCUUAGCUGGUUUCUGAUGCACUGUGUCUCCUUUACAGUCUGG